GAACGGCUGUAACCGUGUCCAUGGCAACGCAGUCAGAAGUUCCAAACAGUCAGUGCUGUACCGUAACGUUACAUAACGUUAGUUUCUCGAUCUGCUCCUAAAAUGUAUUCAGAAAAUGUUCUCAUGAGUAACGAUCUUCCAUCGACAACAUCUGGGUACCAAGGAAUAGAUGGCCAGAUCUCCCAGAUCCCAGGACUGUCCCCGACCAUCAGCACUCUUCCUGAAGAGAGGGCCCGAGGGCGGAGGGCCGGAGUCCUAGAGAGUGAUUCUGACUAUGUCAAGCUUGCAAAACAAGGAGGGCAUAAGGGACUUUUGUGGCACGAGGAAACAAGAACUUCUAAACCUGAUGCAUACAAACCUCCAGGCAGGUUCUGCACUGGAUCAGGAGACGACGAAAAACCAAGUCUAAUUAACAGUGAAGAGAAGAAAAACCCUGGAGCUUUUCAACAGCGAGAGCCCCCCUUUGGGACGGACAAUAUGUCAGCCUGGGAGAGGGAUGAUAGCAGCAGCAAUGCCAAAGAGAAGAACAACAAUGUUCAUUACAGCCAGACGGAGAAAUUGCAGCCAUCCGAUCAAUAUUAUGAGACCAGCAAAUUCAAGAGGAUAGUAUAUGACAAGAAUCCAGCCCCUGUCGACAUGUCUAAGCUGUUGAGCUUUGGUUAUGCAGAUGAGAACAAGCCAAUAGACAACACUGAUUUGUCAAAUUAGAAGACUGCCAGUGCCGCGG
Molecule: messenger RNA, 727 nt
Organism: Sander lucioperca (pikeperch)
Lineage: Eukaryota; Metazoa; Chordata; Actinopteri; Perciformes; Percidae
Exons: 8
Coding region: 103-708 (201 amino acids)
Source: RefSeq, a predicted model, not a curated record